AUGGCCAACUACAAAGGGCCCCAGUCGUCGGGUUUGAUGGCGGGCUACCGGCAGCCUGCGCCAGGCGCACCGACCAAGGGAAUGACGAGCAGGGCCAAGCCGGACGCCAUACUUGCGUCGCUGCCCGGCGAAGUCCUCGAGGUCAUCCUCGAGAUGCUCAAGGGGCUGCAUCUGGGCGGGCGGAGCGACAGCUGCGCAACGUGCUGGAUGCGCGACCUCUGCAGCCUGUCUCUUUGCUCGUCCAACCUCUCACGAGCUGCGCGCCGUUCCCUCUAUGAGGAUGUUCGCCUGGACGGACCAGACUCGGCAGCCCGCAAAAAGAGGCCCAAGACGACUCACAGAAUGGAGCUGCUGCGCCGUACCCUGCGAGCCAGCCCGGAUCUGGCAAGCCUAGUCCGGUCGCUCAAGGUGCCGCAGCCAGACGUCUUUGUUGGCGCGUCGGGCUCCAAGGCGGCGCCGUCGAUGGACAAGUACGAGGAGUCGGUGGCGGCGCUCGUCAUGGCCUGUCCAAACCUCGAGCGGCUCUUGGGCCCCGUCUUGAGCUACGACGGCCCGCUCAAGGGGCUGCUGCAUGCCCUGGCGACUCGAAGCAACCUGAGGGAUAUGCAGUGGCUCAUUGAGUCGUCGCGCGAGCCGGCUCAGCAAACUUGCAAGGGCGAGGCCCAUGGCGAGGACAUGACGCCCGCCCGUCGACGGCAGGACCAAGAUGUUCCGUUUGUCGAGCAACACAGGAACUGGACGAGGCUGUGCAGCCUGGCGAUUCACUGCGUGCCCGGAGCGAUGUUGACGCCCGACAACUUGCUCACGACGACGCUCGCUGCCCUGCCCGCUCUGCAACAUCUACACCUGUCCGGCCUUCCCGCCAAUGUCUUCAACGACGUCACCCUUCUUUCCCUUCCGCGGCUCAGGACCCUGUCUCUCACCAACCUCCCCGGCAUCAGCUCAAACGGCCUCUCGUCCUUUGCCACCCGGCCCAACAGCACGUCCCUCCGGAAGCUCCACCUCCGCCACACGCCGCUCACCUCGCUGCCGACCGUGGCUCGGAUCCUCGCCCACCUGGCCUCUCUCGUCACCUUUUCCCUUGUGCAGUCCUUUGCGCCGCUGAUGCCCGAGACGGACUCGUUUGUCCUGUGUAUGAUGCCCUACCUCGCCUCGGCAAGCGUCACCAAGCUGCACUGGGCCAUUACGAGUCCGGCGGACGGUGCCAACGCUGCGGAUCGCAUCCUGGCGAGGAGCAUCGAGGCGGGCGGGUUCCCGGCCCUGAGGACGCUGCGGGCGCCCAACGACCCGUCAGGCGUGUUCCAGGCGUUGUGCCGACCGGUCGAGAGGGCCGACUUGCCCAACGACCGUUUCCGCGGCCUCGCCAUGUCUCGGGCCUCGCCCGACAGCGCGCCCACUUCGCCAACCCGGCACUUCCUGGCCAAGUCUCCGACGGCGAGCUCGCUCCCGACCAUGACGUCCACGGCGCCGCCCACCUGCACCAACCUGCUCAUGGCCCGCCUCGCCGCGCAGUCCCGCAUCGAGAAUGCCCGGGACGCCCAUCGGUUCCGGGUCCAGGUGGAGGACGAGGACGGGCGGGUGGUGGAGGCGUUCGGCAUGGGCGGAUACGUGGGCACCGUGGGCAGCAACAUCGACUACUGCCUCGUGCCCGACGCCGGGUCCGCAGACGACAAGGGCGGCCUGGUCGACAUGGCGGACGUGCUUGCCGAGGACGGGGAGGGCGCCGCCGGGGCGCGAGACGGCUGCGACGGGAGCUGGAACUGGAGAGGCGGCGCGGCGGGGGACAGGAGGAAUAGGGAGCGGUGGUGGCACACCAAGCGGGGGCGCUGGACGAGGGUCAGUCUCGACUGA
This is a messenger RNA of Hirsutella rhossiliensis, 1851 nucleotides long. RefSeq lists its product as uncharacterized. The record is from RefSeq and is a predicted model, not a curated record. Lineage: Eukaryota; Fungi; Ascomycota; Sordariomycetes; Hypocreales; Ophiocordycipitaceae. Bases 1 to 1851 code for a protein of 616 amino acids. The transcript is spliced from 2 exons.